Symbiodinium necroappetens is the source of this 1410-nucleotide messenger RNA. The record is from the annotation of a GenBank genome assembly. NCBI's taxonomy places the organism in Eukaryota, Dinophyceae, Suessiales, Symbiodiniaceae.
AUGGGAGUGUCUUUGCUCACUCUUGCCAUGCGGGCUGCUCCCACUUUGCCAACACAACCUUGCUUAAGAAGCUUGCUUCCAUCGCUGUCUCCGCUGCUUCCUUCAGCUGCGCCAGUGUCCGGUUGCUCCGCCAGCGUCUUCGGCAGGUGGGGCCUUGCGCUGCUGUUGCCGGUCUGCUUGGAUGGCCGCCGGCCGCGGGCCUCUGGCAGGCGCAGUGCAGGAGGUCACCCCGCAUCGAAGGGGCAGACUCGCAGGCUGAACGAGCUGGGGAGACAAGGACGAGAAGUGCCGGUCGCUGUCACACCUCUGACUUCAUUUGGCUUUGGUGUCAAGGUUGACGGACUUCAACUGAGCUCCGUGCUCGACGCAGACUCUCUGGCUCUGUUGCAGGAUCUGUUCGAGCAGUAUUCCGUGCUGGUCUUCAAGUCUGCGAGCUUGACAGACGAUGAGCUCAUUGGCUUUGCAAGAGCCUUUGCAGCCCAGUUCCCAGGGGCCGAGCUCGAGGCCAGUGAAGGGCCCGCCGGGGGUCGAGUCAAGAAAGGGAGCUCCAGCUCAACACGCCUCAUUGGUCGGAUCGCGAACUUUGAUGCCACAACAGGCUGCAUCUUGACAUGUGAUGAUCGCCUCUUGAAGCUUCGAGCCGGAAAUGGGCUUUGGCACAUUGACUCCUCCUUCAAGGUGAUGCCAGCUCUGGCUUCUUUGAUGGUGGGGAAUGUCGUGGUGCCGCCAGGAAGCGGUGGAGAGACGGAGUUUGCUUCGACCCGUGUGGCUUUCAAUGCAUUGACUCCAGCGGAGCAGCAUGAGCUUGACCGACUUCUUUGUGUCCAUGACUUUCGAUACAGCUUGGGCUUGACCGGAUGCUCGGCUCGAUUCCUUCGGCGCCUUCCACCUGCGCGACACUUUCUCGUUCGACAUACACCUGCUGGGAGGUCCCUUUUCGCAGGCAGACACUGUAGCCACAUCGAGGGCAUGCCACUGCAAUCAGGGCGCGCCUUGAUCAGGAAGAUCAACAAACAUGUGACCCAGGAGCGGUUUAUCUAUCGCCACUCCUGGUCUGCUGGCGACCUCGUGAUCUGCGACAACAGAAGCUGCGUCCACCGAGGGCGGUCAUGGCGAAAUCCUGACCAGAUCAAGCGGCAGAUUUCCCUGGUCAAGAUUGCGGAAGGUCGAAACGAAGUGGCUUCUGAUUGUCGGAGUUGUCGCUCUCUUUUGCGGGACAUGAAGCUCCGACCAGGCCCCAUCGCUGAGGCCGCAGCCUUACCGGAGGAGGCCGAGGCCCAGGCCAUGCUGCAAGCCGUGGGCUGGGAGGAUCUUGACGCUAGCGAAGGGGACGGCAUCAUGUACUGUCAGCAAAGUUUGCUCAGUAAAACGCAAGCGAAGAAGAGGGAGUGCCGGAAAAAAGGAUCUUGA